GUUUUAGUCCCUCUUGUGGACUAGAUUUCGGCGGAUGUAGACUUCGUAUUACAGCGUAAUGGGUAUGCGGAGUGAUUGGGGAUGUCACGGGGGGCCAUUGUCGACGGGGAAACUGCAUAACUUUUAAAAAGCUUUCAAAGUAUUUUUGAAGCCAGCGAAAACAUUUCUACAUUCAAGAGACCAUGGACAGAAAGUGCAUUCCUGUCAAACAUUUUCUGAACAAGCCCCAGAUCAUCCAUGGUUUUGGAAAUGCCUCACAGACAGAUGCUGACAGCAGCAGCCAUGUGGGAGCUGGACGACUCCUUCAGACCAAAGCACAGCACUUCAAGCAGAGAAAUGCCUAUAACACCACACAAAUAAAGACCAGACUUGACCUAAACACAACACUACCAGUGAGGCAGACAGCCUCCAUCUUCAAACAACCGGUAACUAAGGUGACGAAGCACCCCAAAAAUACUGUGAAGACUGAUCUGCGAAAAGCUAGAGAACCCCCCAAACAGUUGUUCUGGGAGAGGAAGCUAAGUGGUUUAAGUGCAUUUAAUAUUGCAGAGGAAUUAAUCAAAACUAUUGAUCUCCCCAAAGGCUUACAGGGUGUAGGCCUUGCCUGUUCAGAUGAAACUCUGCUGUCUGCCAUCGCCAGUGCCCUUCACACUAGUGGCUCACCUAUCACUGGACAGCUGACAACAGCAGUGGAUAAAAAUCCUGGUGUCUGGCUUAAUACCUCUCAGCCACUUUGCAAAGCUUUUGUUGUGACGGAUGAGGAUAUCAGGAAACAGGAGAAACAAGUACAAAGUGUCCGAAGGCGACUGGAAGAAGCACUAAUGGCUGACUCUUUAGCUCAUUUAAAUGACCUCACUUCAGAUGAAAUGGCUGGGGGACAGGAUGAGACAGUGAUGCAGGUGGAUCCAAAGAUAUCAUAGCCAGAAUAGAUAUUCAUAUUUCUGAAGCUACAUUCCUCAUGACAAAUACCUCGACAGUCUUUCGCAUUUUCUAUCCAAAUGUCAAAAAGUGCUUUCUGUUGAGAUGUUGUUUCUCAUUUUGGUUUUACAUUUAAAUUUAGACGGUUAAAGGUGCUGUUAUAUUAUAAACUCAGUGUGUUAUUAUGGUUAGUUCUUUCCUCCAGUGUGUUGAGUGCAAUUUUGUUUACAGAUAAUGGCAGAAAAUAUGUUAAGGGUUUGUAUAGUGUGACUAUACCUCUGACUAAACACAGUGCUUUUGUUAAUGCCUUUAGCAUAUUAUGUCAGGAGCUCCUUUUUCAUACUGCAUAUGUGAUUGCCAAGUGCUUCGGAUUUAGGUCUUUCUAGAUAGGUUAAUACAUUUGCCUGGCAUCCAGAAUACACACUUCUUCACACUUCAUAUGCAUAAAAAAAUCCAGAAAUAUCAUUCUGGAUUUGUCAGGCAAAUUUAUCUACAUGAAAUAGUUACUGUGAAAUCUGUUGUAACCAUCUAGGUAUAAAAUAUAGCUUAGAGCUAACGAUUGUGGUGUCACAUCGUGAAGAAUUAUCAUUUUGCCUAAUGAUAAACCGAUGAAGACUAAGAUGCUAAAUUUAAUGUACAUUCAAACGUAUUCUGACACUAUAAAUGUAUUCACCAGGAGUGAUCCAACAGUUUAUCCUUUUGUUCCACUGCUCUUUUGUUCACUUUUUACAUUGUCUUUGCUUAUGUGCUCUAUGGAAGUUAAAACAUGUUUUUUUCUUCUGCUGUUAGAUUAACUCUCAAUGUAAGCUCAAUUUUAUUGGUAAAUAUAAAGAAAAGUAAAGCUGCUGCUGUUGGUUUGCUGUUCCUUGGUGAUUCUCAUGUUAAAGGUUAAAACAAUGCCUCUAAAAUUAUAUUUCUAAAUUUGUAAUUAAAAAAGGUCAGGCAAGUGGCAUAUUAAAAGUUUAUUCAAGUUUGAUCAAA
This is a messenger RNA of Boleophthalmus pectinirostris (great blue-spotted mudskipper), 1899 nucleotides long. RefSeq names its product methyl-CpG-binding domain protein 3-like. The transcript has 6 exons. NCBI's taxonomy places the organism in Eukaryota, Metazoa, Chordata, Actinopteri, Gobiiformes, Gobiidae. The record is from RefSeq and is a predicted model, not a curated record. The coding region runs from base 183 to 920 and encodes 245 amino acids.